CUCAUCAACAUAAAUAAAUACCACACAACCACCCUUUCUUUCCACUCUCAUCACAUUCAUCACUUGUUCAAUCAAAAACACUAUAUACUCUCAUCUCAACAACAACAACAACAACAACAACAAAAAAUCUUCUUCAUCUUCUAAAAUUUUUUUAUGUUAGUUUUAUUUUUCCAUUAUGCUAGAAAGUGGUAGUAGUGGACGUGAUUCUGGAAUGAGUUUAGAAACAGUUAAUUCCAAUACACAACGAACUUCAUUAAGCAGCGGAACUGAAAGCAUCUGCAGCACAAGUUUCAGCCGUCUCUCCUUCGAACUUCUUCCAUCAUCAUCUUCACCGGAGUCUCUCUCCAUCAAACCUCACCGUUCAUCCGAUUUCGCCUACUCCGCAAUCCGUAAAUCCGGUCUCACUUUCCGUGAUUUUCAUCUUCUCCGUCGUAUAGGCUCCGGUGACAUAGGUACAGUUUACCUCUGUCGUCUCCGUGACUCCUCCGUAAACUACCUCGACGAUGAGGAUCCUUCUUUUUACUAUGCUAUGAAGGUUGUUGAUAAAGAUGCUGUUGCUCUUAAGAAAAAAUCACACAGAGCAGAAAUGGAGAGAAAGAUUAUCAAGAUGCUUGAUCAUCCUUUUCUUCCUAGUUUAUAUGCUGAAUUUGAAGCUUCUCAUUAUUCAUGCAUUGUUAUGGAGUAUUGCUCCGGUGGAGAUUUACACUCUCUCCGUCAUCGUCACCACCGUAACCGUUUUUCUCUCUCCUCGGCAAGAUUUUACGCGGCGGAGGUACUGGUGGCAUUGGAAUACCUGCACAUGUUAGGAAUAAUCUACAGAGAUCUAAAGCCGGAAAACGUGUUAGUUAGAUCGGACGGUCACAUCAUGUUAUCUGAUUUUGAUCUAUCUCUAAUCUCUCACGCAAUCCCAGCCGUUGAAUCAUCACCAGAUUAUUCUAUUUAUGAUCGACCGGAAGUUUCUUGCACUCGUCAGCAUUCAAUUCCUACUCCAUUCAAGUGUCUCUCAAAAGGACUAUUCCGGUCUAGAAAGGUUCAAUCAUUUCAAUCAAACCGGAAUCGGCUUUUUGUAGCUGAACCGGUUGAAGCAAGAUCUUGUUCAUUCGUUGGAACACAUGAAUACGUUUCACCGGAAGUAGCUUCUGGAAACUCACACGGUAACGCUGUUGAUUGGUGGUCUUUUGGAAUAUUCAUCUACGAGAUGGUGUACGGUAGAACACCGUUUGCGGGACCAUCAAACGAAGCAACGUUGAGGAACAUUAUUAAAAAGCCACUUUGUUUUCCUACUGCUACGCCUUCUAGUGCGCUUGAAAUGCACGCGCGGGAUCUUGUAUCGGGUUUGCUUAACAAAGAUCCGAACCGGAGACUCGGGUCGAAGCGGGGUGCGGCUGAGGUUAAGAUGCAUCCCUUUUUUUUGGGGCUUAAUUUGGCCUUGAUAAGGAUGGUGACGCCGCCGGAGGUUCCUGGUUUAAGAAGGCAGAAAACGACGCCGUUGAAGAAUGGGAAUAGAAGUUCAAGUAAACAAUACCCUGCUUCGUCGUUUGAUUACUUUUGAGAAUCUAACGGUGACCGUGACCGGUUUUUGCGCCACGUGUACGGUCGGUUGGUCUAGUUUUUAAAAUAAAAAAGUGGCGGGUGACGAAUAUAAAUAUGUAAAUUUAUUCAGUAUUUAUAAAGCUUCUGUUUCUUUUUCUGUCAUUUUUUAACUAAUAAAUUAUUAUUAUUAUAUGAUUA
Molecule: messenger RNA, 1731 nt
Organism: Trifolium pratense (red clover)
Lineage: Eukaryota; Viridiplantae; Streptophyta; Magnoliopsida; Fabales; Fabaceae
Product: protein kinase PINOID-like
Exons: 2
Coding region: 176-1552 (458 amino acids)
Biological process (GO): protein phosphorylation
Cellular component (GO): nucleus; plasma membrane; cytoplasm
Molecular function (GO): protein serine/threonine kinase activity; ATP binding
Source: RefSeq, a predicted model, not a curated record